GAUCGGAUAUGGAAGCCAUGGACGACGCUCUGAAAUCAAAGAUAGUAGUUCGCUGUGCCAAAGCCGCGUUCCUGCUAUCUGCGCUCAAAUCGUCCCCAAAUCGCUAUGUAAAUUCUACAACCGACGAUCAACACGAGGAAGUGGAGCUGAUGAGGAGAGAAAUCGGAGAGCUGAAGAUGGAAUUGGCGAGGGAGCGCUUGAAGAACAGGAGAGUCAAGCUGUGCGGCUUGAUGGAGGUCGUUCUUGAGGUCACCGUGGUUCUAUGUGUUUCCACUUUCUUCUUGAUGCUCUCGCGCGCUCAAUCUCGCUGAGCUCUGAUGUGAUGGCCAUCUGUAUUUGAUUGUUGGUAUUUGAUUCUACUACAAUUAGCUACUCCAUCUACUUAGCGAGGCCCUUUCAGGUCGUAGCAAUUAUAUACA
Corylus avellana is the source of this 419-nucleotide messenger RNA. RefSeq lists its product as uncharacterized. The record is from RefSeq and is a predicted model, not a curated record. NCBI's taxonomy places the organism in Eukaryota, Viridiplantae, Streptophyta, Magnoliopsida, Fagales, Betulaceae.